Messenger RNA from Nicotiana attenuata, 1586 nucleotides. RefSeq names its product hippocampus abundant transcript 1 protein-like. NCBI's taxonomy places the organism in Eukaryota, Viridiplantae, Streptophyta, Magnoliopsida, Solanales, Solanaceae. Gene Ontology annotation, molecular function: transmembrane transporter activity. The transcript is spliced from 14 exons. The record is from RefSeq and is a predicted model, not a curated record. Gene Ontology annotation, biological process: transmembrane transport. Bases 80 to 1378 code for a protein of 432 amino acids.
CGUAUUCCCAUAAGUCCAGCUCGAGAGAACAAAUCACAAAACAGAAGCUUAGUAAAUUAGAACGGAGAAAUACAGAAAGAUGGAUAAGUUGGGAAGUUUGAAGCACCUGUUUGUGACGGUAUUUAUGUCGCAGUUGGCGACGUUCCUGGUAACUCCGGCCAUGCCUGAUGUAACAAUGAUGGCACUGUGCCCUGGUCAAGACCAGUGUUCUCUCGCCAUUUACCUCUCUGGUUUCCAACAAGCGAUGAUAGGAAUUGGUUUAGUGUUAAUGAUGCCAAUAAUUGGGAAUUUGUCUGAUAUCUAUGGAAGGAAAGCUAUGCUCACAAUCCCCGUUACUCUGUCCAUCAUUCCCCCAGUCAUAUUGGCAUAUAGGAGGACCAAGAACUUUUACUAUGUGUAUUAUGUGCUCCGGACGCUCACUGGCAUGAUAUGUGAUGGUGGUAUUCAGUGUGUGGCCCUUGCUUAUGUGGCAGACAAUAUGUCACGAGCAAAGCGUGCCUCUGCUAUUGGAAUUUUGGCUGGUGUUGGAUCUGCUGCAUUUGUCUGUGGAACUUUAACUGAUCACUUUCUCUCCACUUCUCAGAUAUUUCUGGUAGCAGCAAUUGCAUCAACAGUUGCUGCUGUAUACAUGCAAAUUUUUUUAGAGGAUACAGCUUGCUUUGAAGAUUCUAUUGAGCAGCCAAUUUUGAAAAGUGAAAUGGAAAAUGAUGAAUUGGAUUGCGAGACAGCAAAGAAUGUAAAGGUGUUCAAGAAAGUUCCAUCCCUGAAGGAUAUUAUUUGCUUUCUUAAGAAGAGUGCUACUUUUUCACUUGCAGCAUCUGUUGCUUUCUUGAAUAGUCUUGCAGAAGGUGGAGAACAAGCUCCAUUUCAGUACUUCUUAAAGGCUCGAUUUCACUUCAAGAAAGAUAACUUUGCUGAUGUGAUGCUUAUAGCCAACAUUUGCUCUGCAAGUUCUCAGUUGCUCCUCAUGCCUAUGUUGGCUCCUCUUGUAGGAGAGGAGGUUCUGCUAUGCUUAGGACUGACUGCUGGAUUUACAAACCUGCUUAUUGACAGUAUAGCACGGUCAAUUUGGAUCCCUUAUACUGCUGCAUUGCUGCCUAUUUUCACCUCCCUUGUGAAACCCUCUCUUCAAAGCAUUGUCUCAAAACAAAUUGGGCCUAAUGAACAGGGAAUUGCUCAAGGUUGUAUUUCAAGUAUAAGUUCCGUAGCUAAUAUUCUCUCCCCCUUAAUGUAUAGUCCUCUAACAGCCUUGUUCCUUUCAGAGAAAGCUCCUUUUCCAUACCCUGGCUUUAGCAUCCUGUGCAUUGGCCUUGCUUGGUUGAUAGCCAUUAUUCCCAGUGCAAUGAUAAAGACAAUUCCUCUCAUCUCAAGACAGUAACAACAGCAGUAGAAUAUAACUUUUGUGUGGGAUGAAAAGCCAAAGAUGAGAACCCUAUUAGAACAUCCCAUAGGCUGACAAUUUUGCAAGAAGAUAUUUUGCCACUUCUUGCAGAAUCACUUGGAAUGCGCUUUCUCUCAUUGUAGUGUAACUGAACACACGUUCCUCUUUAGUGAAUAUUGUUUUCGUCAACUAUAUAUUUUUUUUA